AUGUAUGUACAACCAAAAUUCUCUAACAUUCUUCUUCCAUUACAGACAAGCACAACAACUACAUUUUAUGUUUCUCUACUUACAAUGAUAAUUUCCGGUUCCUUUGGGCAUUGUUUAUUAUUGUAUUGUGUUGCAACUACAAACACAUUAAAUACAGCAGUUACCCAAAAUUGUUCAGCAUCAAUACAAAUAUUUAUUGCCUAUUUACUUUCUAUUGAAGUUUUUUAUGAUUCCGAGCCAAAUUUUACAACAUUUUUGGGUGUUGUAAUAGCUAUAGUUUCGACAAUUUUUUAUUUUCUUUCUUCAAAAGAUAAAGAAUUUAAACCUAAUGCACAAAUGUCAACAAAAUAUCAUUCUCUUGUGCAACAUGAAUAA
Messenger RNA from Meloidogyne enterolobii, 375 nucleotides. NCBI's taxonomy places the organism in Eukaryota, Metazoa, Nematoda, Chromadorea, Rhabditida, Meloidogynidae. The record is from the annotation of a GenBank genome assembly.